CGAGAGGGAGAGCGCGAGCUGUCUACGGUAAUGUGCCAUACGCCCUCUCCGCCCCUGCUGCUCGAGAGACAGGUGGUCGGGACACAUGCCUUCAUCCUCGAGCGCUCCCCGGUUAAAAUAAGAAAACAAAUCGGUUGACAGACAGCGGUGGGACUGCUGGCGUGAGGCAAGCGCGUCCCCGAUGGAAUUGGAGCCGGUGACCUCCGCGCAGCGAGCACUGGGCAGAGGAGAGAGAGGGGAAAGCAAGUUGGCGAGAGAACCUCACCGAUUUACGUUUCUCAUCAUGACUAUUGCGCUGGCUGCUUUUCCGCCGCAGCGGAGGGGAUUGUUAUUCACUUACAGAAGGAAGAAACACACACACCUCUGAGGCAAACCGGAGAGAGAGAGCAUUACCGGGAAUUUCCUUUUGUUCCAUUAUUCAUUUGGAUCCUAAUAGCUGGUGGAAGUUGUCUCGUGGGGAUUAUGAUGGCUUCGGGUGCUGGUAAAGCCCCGCAGCCCCCAGGGCCAGGCUCCGGUAGCCUUAACGGGACUGCAGCAGACUUACCGAACAUAGAGCAGGAGCUGUAUGACUAUCAGAUGCAUGGCAAGAUGUGCAAGAAGAUAGCUCAGCUAACCAAGGUGAUCUAUUCUCUGAACACUAAGAACGAAGAGCAGGAGGCGGCCCUUCAGGCCGUCAGCCACGCCCACCAGGAAGAGCUGAGGCGGGUUACCACGGGGACGUGUACCGAGGGGGAGGAGUCGGUAGUGCUUAGGACACGCCUCUCGGAGCUGCAGGAAACUCUAGCUCAGGUUCAGGUAGACUUUGAGAGCUACCGUGUCCAGGCAGAGGAGAGGGAUCGUGGGGUAGAGGCAGAGCUAAGGAGGGACUAUGAGGAAAAGCUCCAGGUUCUGGGGUUGGAGAGACAGGAGACCCAGGCCCAACUCAACACGGCCCACGACGAGAGUCUCCGACUGGGGAGAGAGCUGGAGACGGCUGGGGAGGCUGCGCAGUGCCUGGAGGUUCAAUGUGAUGAACUACGGAGGAAAGGAGAAGAGCGAGGGAAAGGGAAGGAGAAGGAGAUGGAGAGAAUGCGACUCCUCUCGGAGGAGGUGAAGACUCUGAGGAAAGGGAAGGAGCGAGCAGAGGAAGAGAGGGAGAGAGAGGUGACAGAGGAGAAGGAGGAGUUGAAGAGGAGCAUGGAGGAGGCACGCAGGGAGGAGAGACGGCAGUGGGAGGAGAGAGAGGAGGAGGAGAAGAGAGGGAUGAGUACAGUACUGAGAGAGAGAGUGAGGAAGGCGGAGGGAGAGAUGGAGGGCAGUCUGCAGCGACUCAACGAGAGCAAGAGACACGCUGCCAAACUACAGGACAGAAUACAGGACCUGGAGGAGGAGUUGGAGUCGGGGAGGAGGCGUGUCUCGGGGGCAGAGGGUGGGGCUAAGAGGGCAUGGGAGGAGUUAGUCGUGGCCAAAGAGAGACUACUGCUGCAGGAGGAGGAGCUGCAGAGCAAAUCAGAGGAGCUGCUGAGUCGUGGUGUGUGUGAGGGGUGUGUGUGUGUGAACGUGGAGGAGUUGAAAGGUCAGGUGAACAAACUGCAGAGCAGGAACAGAGAGCUGGAGUUGCAGAGCAGUGGGAGAAACAACGACUACGCCAGACAGCAUGCGGAGGCCCUGGCUAGUCUGCGUUCUGAGAUGGUGAGGGCUCAAGAAGAAGAGAGAGAACGCCUGCAGAAAGAAAGAGAAGAAGAGAGAGAACGCCUGCAGAAAGAGAUAGAAGAGGUGAAAGGAAGAGUGACAACACAGAUGGAAGGAAACACGGAGCUCGUGGAGGAGCAGAGAGAGAGUCUGAACCAGGAGAAGAAGAGAUUGAAGGAGCAGGCGGACGAGGAAAGGAGGAGAUUGAAGGAGCAAGUGAAGAAGGCGAUAGAAGAGGUGAUGAGGAAACAUGCAGCUGAGCUCCACAACGCCCAGGAAGCACUGAGGACAAACCAAGAGGUGUGUGUACGUGUGCAGGAGGACAGGAGGAGUGGUGAAGAGGUGUGUCGAAGGCUGGAGACUGAGAGGGAGGAGCUUAGAGACCAGCUGCAGCAAGCAACCAAUCAGAUCUGGCGUUUGGAAGGAGUCAUUCAGCAGCAAAGUCAGGGGGGUGUGGCCUCUGAAACUCCUCCCACCUGCGGAAUCCACUGUUCCCACCUCCGAGAGGAUCUACAGCACAUACAGGAAGAGAUGGAUCGACAGAGAGAGAGUUACCAGAGGGAGAUGACAGGUCUGAGAACAGACAAACAGAGACUGGAGGAGAAGGUUCUAGAGCUCAACCAACAGACCCAAGAGAACACAGACAGAAACGUUCUAGAACACAACCAAGAGAACACAGACAGAAACGUUCUAGAACACAACCAAGAGAACACUGACAGAAACGUUCCAGAACACAACCAAGAGAACACUGAAAGAAACGUUCCAGAACACAACCAAGAGAACACUGACGAGAGAAUCCGGUCAGAGUGUGAGGAGCGCCUGAGGGCGGAGCUUAAGGCGGAGCUUGAUGCGGCUGUUGCCACGAGCAACCAGAGAGAGCAGGAGCUGCAGACUCAACUAGCCGAUCUCCAAUCACAGGUGGAGAGGAAGGCGGGGCCAAUAGAGGGUGACCAUGACGACAGCGAGAUUGACAGGCUGCGGAGGGAGGUGCAGGAGACCAGAGACAUGAACCAGAGACUGAGAGAGCAGCUGAAGGAGGAACCACAGAGACACACGGCGGCGUUGCAGGCUCUGGAGAGACGAGCUCAGGAGGAACUGCAGACCGAGAGGAACAGACUACACACACUACACCUGUUACAGCUAGAUAAGCAGGGUACAGAGCUGAGCCAGCAGUACACAGAGUGGAGUAGACAGUUGACCCAGAGACACAUGAAACACAUUGAAGACCUGCAGACGGAACUACACACACACACAGAGAUGAUGGCCCUGCAACAGGACUUGAAGCAGCAGAAUCAGUACCAGGUGUUUGAGCGUCAGCUGGAUGAGAGUCGCUGUGCUGUUCUGGAACUACAGAGGGAAAACACUGUACUGAGGUCGGGAGAGGAGGCGAUGGGAAGAGAAAGAGAGCAGAAGGAGAGAGAGGAGGAAGCCCAACGACUGAGAGUGGAGGUGGACAGACUGAGAGAAGAGGUGGAGAAACUGGAAGAGGCUCAGAAACAACGGGAGGAACAGAGAGAAGAAGAGAUGAGAGAAGAGGAGGCGCGAAGAGAGAUGGAGGAGAAGAGGAGGGAUGAGGAGAAGAGGACGGAGGAGGAGAACAGGAGAGAGGAGGUGAAGAGGAUAGAGGCCGAGGUUGAGGAGAAGAGGAAGGUGGACGAGGAGAAGAGAAGGAAGGCGGAGGAGGAGGAGAAGAGGAGGAAGGAGGAGGAGGAGGAGGAGAGGAGAGAGGAAGUGAAGAGAGAGCACAGGAGAGCGAUGCAGAGUCUGGUGUGUGAAUACAGCAGCUGUCAGGCAGAGCUACAGACUCGCAUAGUGGCCCUGGAGACAGAGUUGCGGGAGCGUGAGGAGAGGUGCAGGAGGAGGGAGGUUCCUCUCUGUGAUGAUCUCCAGAUGGGGAGACUACAGGAGAGACUCACUGAGAGGAACCAGCUCAUCAAACGCCUGGUGGAGGAACGACAUCAGCUGCAGCUUCAUCCUCCGGUUGCCGGGGACAACGGAACCCUCAGGCUCCAUGACAACAGGCCACACCCCGGGAUCGUUACACCAACUAUGAGGAGGAAGCGUGUGGAGGAGUCUCCGCCCCGCGUCACCAGCGUUCCAAACCUCAGCGCCUAUGAGAGGAGCGUCCUCCUCCCCCACGACACCCCCUCCCCCUGCCUCCCCCAACAUCCCUCCCCCUCCUCCUCUCUCCCCCGUUCCUCCCUCCCCCGUACUCCCAGGUCUCCCAGUUUGGAUCCCAGCGGUCGCGGCCCUCUCUCUCGUACCCCCACUCCUCUCCCCCCUGCUCCCACCACCCCCCUCCCCCUCUGUCCAUCCUCCCUCCCCGAGCCUCGACACGGGAUUCGACACGUCACCUCACCCUCGCAGGAGCUCCGCCCACACCUGAACAGCCAGUCAACCAGGAGCCCAUAUUUGGAGCAGAGGGGGAGUGGCCAGGGGGCAGAGGGGCGGGACCCUCAGAGGCAGGAUUGGUACACAAAGUACUUCUCCUUCUGAACACACACCCCACACCACACACAGGUGACCUCUACACACCCGUACAACACACUCAGCUUUAAACAAACACCUGACAGACCAAAACUAUGUUCAAUGCAAAUGUUAUAAAAUUAUAAUCUAUAAUGUGGAAUAAAAUAUUUUAUUGAUAUC
This is a messenger RNA of Oncorhynchus kisutch (coho salmon), 4317 nucleotides long. Its product is annotated as trichohyalin. The coding region runs from base 463 to 4167 and encodes 1234 amino acids. The record is from RefSeq and is a predicted model, not a curated record. Lineage: Eukaryota; Metazoa; Chordata; Actinopteri; Salmoniformes; Salmonidae. The transcript is spliced from 21 exons.